CCUGAACGGGAUAAAUUGUACUGUGACGAAUGUGUAUCCAGACAGAAGAGAUGCUUCGAAGACCAGGUUAAAACAUCAAUUGCGAAAAAGAAAGUUUUCUGGACUGACUUAAAAGAUCCAAUGACUUCGAGAGAGGCCUAUUAAGUAGAGGAUGGGUGAAGAAAAUCGCCCCCACCUUCAAUGCUGGUCCCAAGAAAACUGUAUUUCGUGACCCAACAUAUGGACAUAAGAUUAUAAGUCGUUAUGACAUACAACCCAACCUCAUCCUGACACGCAAUAGAAUUGAACUCCAUCUUCUGAAAGAGGAUCAGAUAACCAAUCACUUUUAUGGUGUGGUCGCCACAAGCAAGAGUGGUCUGUGCAAAGUAUUAAGGCAAUGGUGUUUGUCGUGUGAUGCGAAUCCACACACUUUCUUCCCUCGUUGCUACAUGUUUAGUAAGAUAAAUGAAAAACAAGCAUUCAUUGAUGACUUUACCAUGACUGCGGCUUGUGGUAUCCUAAAAUGGGUUUUGAGAACCAAUGGAAAGUCUUUGCAAGAUGAAGUUAUUCCCAGCCGGAAAGAAAAGGAAGAAAAAACGGCUAUUUGCAUGUCAGAUGCUAAAAUAAACAAUCAUGGCCCUGCAAGAAUUGUUCCAGAAGAUAUUAUAGUAACAGCCCUUGUGGCUUGCCAGUUUCAUCUGUACAACUUGACACAUGAGGAUGAAGACAACUUAAUAUGUGCCGGGAUAGUUGAUAGAAAACAUUUCAUAAGUGACUACUAUCGGGUUAUGCAUCAUGGUGCGCACAUACAGAAUUCAGACAAGUAUGUUGAUUACUGCCACCAAUUGUUACGUAAGCUGAGAAGAGUGAACCCACAACUAGAUAUAGAUGGAGAAAAAAACAUCUGGAUUUCAAAACCAAGAAAUUUAUCUAGAGGAAGAGGGAUACGUUGCAGAAAUGAUCUGAAAGACAUAUGUUCCUUGGGAAGAGAAUGGGUGGUUGAAAAGUACAUAGAGAGGCCACUUCUUAUAUAUGGAUCCAAAUUUGAUCUCCGUCAGCAUUUCCUCAUAACGGACUGGCACCCCUUAACUAUCUGGUUCUAUAAGCACAGUUUCCUCCGUUUCUCAUCUCAGCCCUUCACGCUGGAGAGUUUAGAUACCGCCACCCAUGUAUGUAAUUACGCCAUACAGAAAAAUUUUAAGAAUGCACCAAAUCGUCACCCCAACCUGCCUGAAGAAAACAUGUGGCACAGUGACGAAUUCAAAGAGUAUCUUUGUACAAUCGGAAAAGAGCAAGUCUGGGAUUCAAUCAUUAUACCAGGGAUGAAGAAAGCCCUCAUUCAAACAAUGAAGGCCACUCGGGAAAAUGUGAAGUACAAGAAAAACAGUUUUGAGCUUUUUGGUUCAGAUUUUCUGUUUGGAGAAAACUUCCAGCCCUGGCUACUUGAGAUACAAUACAAACCUGGCAUAACCAAAGACACGUCAGUAAUGUGGAAAAUUGUUCCACCAAUGGUAGAGGACAUUCUACGUGUGGUGAUUGAUUACAAGGAUAACCCUAACUGUAAUGUCGGAGGAUUUGAACUUAUAUAUAAACAGGCAAAUUAUACUGGAAAUGGGAUUCUCAGUAAAGAAAAAACAUUUAGAGAUCUGAAGAUAACAACCAUCUCUGAUCCAUAACAGGUGGCUAGUGGGAUGAGUCUUGGAGGAAGGAAUAGUCCAACCAACCAUUUCCUUUUGAUGCCUAUUUUUUUCUUUGUUAUACCUUUUUUAAAAUAAAAAUUAUUUCCUUAA
This is a messenger RNA of Xenopus laevis (African clawed frog), 1769 nucleotides long. RefSeq names its product tubulin monoglycylase TTLL3-like. Lineage: Eukaryota; Metazoa; Chordata; Amphibia; Anura; Pipidae. Bases 429 to 1655 code for a protein of 408 amino acids. The record is from RefSeq and is a predicted model, not a curated record. The transcript is spliced from 12 exons.